Cervus elaphus (red deer) is the source of this 6952-nucleotide messenger RNA. It is a transcript of the gene MAP3K20, whose product is annotated as mitogen-activated protein kinase kinase kinase 20. Gene Ontology annotation, molecular function: ATP binding; protein binding; protein kinase activity. Lineage: Eukaryota; Metazoa; Chordata; Mammalia; Artiodactyla; Cervidae. Gene Ontology annotation, cellular component: cytoplasm. Gene Ontology annotation, biological process: protein phosphorylation. The transcript is spliced from 12 exons. The coding region runs from base 189 to 1559 and encodes 456 amino acids. The record is from RefSeq and is a predicted model, not a curated record.
GGAGAGGCGGAAUGUUCAACUCCUGAGUCGGGCGGAAGCGUGGGAGCCGCGCCGCCGGCAGCCGUCCCCUCGAACUCCAGUAGCCGUCCCUGCCCUCGCCGCGCGCGGGGCCUCGGCGCCCCCGGCUCUUGCUCGCGCCCGGCCUGGGAGCCAGAUUUUGUGGAAGUAUAAUACUUUGUCAUUAUGAGAUGUCGUCUCUCGGUACCUCCUUUGUGCAAAUUAAAUUUGAUGACUUGCAGUUUUUUGAAAACUGCGGUGGAGGGAGUUUUGGGAGUGUCUAUCGAGCCAAAUGGAUAUCACAGGACAAGGAGGUGGCUGUAAAGAAGCUACUCAAGAUAGAGAAAGAGGCAGAAAUACUCAGCGUCCUCAGUCACAGAAACAUCAUCCAGUUUUAUGGAGUAAUUCUCGAACCUCCCAACUAUGGUAUUGUCACAGAAUACGCUUCUCUGGGAUCACUCUAUGAUUACAUUAACAGUAACAGAAGUGAAGAAAUGGACAUGGAUCACAUUAUGACCUGGGCCACCGAUGUAGCCAAAGGAAUGCACUAUUUACAUAUGGAGGCUCCUGUCAAAGUGAUUCACAGAGAUCUCAAGUCAAGAAACGUUGUUAUAGCAGCUGAUGGGGUGUUGAAGAUCUGCGAUUUUGGUGCCUCACGGUUCCACAACCAUACAACACAUAUGUCCUUGGUUGGAACUUUCCCGUGGAUGGCUCCUGAAGUUAUCCAAAGUCUCCCUGUGUCUGAAACUUGUGACACAUAUUCCUAUGGUGUGGUUCUCUGGGAGAUGCUAACAAGGGAGGUCCCCUUUAAAGGUUUGGAAGGAUUACAAGUAGCUUGGCUUGUAGUGGAAAAAAACGAGAGAUUAACCAUUCCAAGCAGUUGCCCCAGGAGUUUUGCUGAACUGUUACAUCAGUGUUGGGAAGCUGAUGCCAAGAAACGGCCUUCUUUCAAGCAAAUCAUUUCAAUCCUGGAGUCCAUGUCACUCGAUUCGAAGCUUUCUGACCAGUGUAACUCAUUCCUGCACAACAAAGCAGAAUGGAGGUGUGAAAUUGAAGCAACUCUUGAGAGACUGAAGAAACUAGAACGUGACCUCAGCUUUAAAGAGCAGGAGCUCAAAGAGCGAGAGAGACGGCUGAAGAUGUGGGAGCAAAAGCUGACGGAGCAGUCCAACACCCCGCUUCUCUUGCCUCUUGCUGCAAGAAUGUCUGAGGAGUCUUACUUUGAAUCUAAGACAGAGGAGUCAAACAGUGCAGAGAUGUCAUGUCAGAUCACAGCAACAAGUAACGGGGAGGGCCAUGGCAUGAACCAAAGUCUGCAGGCCAUGAUGCUGAUGGGCUUUGGGGAUAUCUUCUCAAUGAACAAAGCAGGAGCUGUGCUGCAUUCUGGGAUGCAGAUAAACAUGCAAGCCAAGCAGAAUUCUUCCAAAACCACAUCUAAGAGAAGGGGGAAGAAGGUCAACAUGGCCCUGGGGUUCAGUGAUUUUGACUUAUCAGAAGGUGACGAUGAUGAUGACGAUGACGGUGAUGAGGAGGAUAAUGACAUGGAUAAUAAUAGUGAAUGAAAGCAGAAAGCAAAGUAAUAAAAUGGAAAAUGUCCGGGAAAACAAAAGAAGCUUGUUAUCUCAGUCUGUACAAAAACCAGUGAUGAGGUAGAAAACCGAGCACUGCAUUUUUAGGCCAAUCACAUUUAGAUAACUGUCAUUUCUUUACAAUUUUACUUUUGAUUUGUCUUUGCUUACAGGAAAAGGGGGUGCGGAAUUAAGCCAAAAAGGUCUGUUCAAUGAAUCAGCAUAUGUGGUGCCUGAUUAUAGAAACUUGUGAUUUUAUAUGCAAUAUAGCAUUUUUUUUAACUAAUGACAUUCUGGCUUUUUUUUAAUGAAUAUAAUUUGAUUUGAUUUAUCCAAUUGCUUCAAAAAACUUACAUUUUGGACAAUCACUCUUAACUCCUAAUUCUUCUCUGACACUUGACUUUCUUGUAACAUACUACAUUUUUUUCCCUUAUGUAAAUAUACAGUACCGUCAGAAAUAAUUGAUAGUGAUUGCAAAAUCCAACAGUAAAAAAAUUGAGAUGAAAGGAAAUUGUAACAAAUACUUCUACAGAAAUACCUAAGUGCUAAGAAUACUGAGAGUGAGACCCAAGAGAUGCUCUCAAUAGUAUGUUUGCAGGAGAAAUACUCUAGUUUGAAACCAGCAUCAGAUGCGGUACUUUCAUGCCAGUACUCACCCUAGAAGCUUCUUAACAGCACACUGUCAUCUAAGGCUUAGCUUACACUUUAUACAAAGUAUUUUAUACAAAGAGAAAGAGAGGAUAAGGGAUACUUCCAGACAGUGUGAGUGUUAAUAUGGUGCCAUAGGGGUGUAUACCUGUGUCUGUUUUCCAGAAGGGUAUGAGAAUCCUGGAUUCUAAAUGCAUGUAGAGAUAUUUUAAAGAGGGAACUAAAUAUUAUAAAAAGCUGUCCUUACUUAGGCAAAAGUGCAGAAUGAAGGAUCCUUUUAUAGCAGAUAAAACUUUCCAGAUUUGUCUUUAAAAAAAAAAAAAAACAAAAAACCCUGACUCGGCUAUGCUGGUGUUAAAGAGAAGUAAAUGUUGAUGCUGCUCUGAAAACCUAGCUAGCCAGAGAGAUAUUUUCAAAAUGUUGUCACAGAUUUGUCAAAGCUUGUUUAAACUAUGAAACACUUAAAAAAAACUAAAAAAAUUUGUAGUUAUACAUAUAUAUACAGAAAGGCAAAAGAACAAAGACUUUUCUUCAGUCUAAGUUUGAAAGUAGUGACAUUCAUUUGACUAUCAACCCAAGGAACUUUGCGUGGUUCUUUUUAUAGGAGAUUUAAGGAUAUUAUCAUAGAUAUUAUCUAACACUGUUUCUAAGUAUAUUUGAUCAUAAAAAGCCUCCUGGAAUUUGAAGCAUGACAUGUUUCUAAUCCCCAUUGAGGGUAGGAAAAUAUCAUAAAAUGAUCAAUGUGCUAUGUUUGCUUUAUUUGGAGAAGAAUUACUAAUGAAAUGUUCUGGGUAUGAAAUGUAGACCACUCAGUACAGAACAGUGAUAAAGAGAAGGAUCUGGAAUCAGCUUGUGAUUCAAAAAUUGCUGUGCAAUCUUGGGCAAAUUAUUUAACUUGUGUGUCUGUUUGCUCAUCUUUAACAUGAGAAUGAUAAUAGUACCUACUUCAAAGGAUUGUUGUGAGGGUUAAAUGAAAUGAUAGACAUAAAGCAUUUAACACAAUACCAAGCCCAUGGUAAGUGGUCAGUUAAUGUUAGCUACUGUUAACUGUGUCAGUGAAAAGACACUGAAAAAUAAGUGGUCUCUUUAACCUGGAAAAUGAAACUCUCAAUUUCAAGUAGUGUUUGUUGAGUAGGAUAAGAUGAAAGUUAAAGUGAACAACUUUCAGGAAAGAUAAAGCAAACAUCUUUAGAAUGUAAGCUAUGUGAGCGAUCCACUGACGCCCUUUGAAGACCAUGCACGUGGCAAGGUGUGCCUAGUCUGAGGUGUUUGCAGGCCCUGUACCACCCAUAGACCAGGCAAACACAGAAAGAAGCCAUAAAUGUUUUCUCUAGAAGAUGGGCUCCCCACAUAGCCAAUCUAAUGCACUUCCUGUGUCUAUGCAAACUUAGACCCAUAUACCCAUAAGAGCACAAUACAGUGCUGGUGACAAACAGGUGCAAACAUAAAUAGGCGUCCUGUCUGCAUUCAGACAUACAGGAGUCCUCCCUGAUUCAAGCCAAGCCACUCAGGCAGAUCUUGGAUUGGAGCAGAGGGGAUGGUUUUCAGCUCUUGCCUUCCCAGCAUGCCCUGGGGCUCUGUGACCCUGUAAUCUGAAGGAGGGCCAGAGACCAGGUAGUUCAAAGCCUCUCGUUGCACGUCUUCCAGGCCAAGGUAAAGGCAUCCAUCCCACCAAUGUUCUCGAGCCCCCUCCUCUGUGCCCCAUGCCAUUCUAGGGAAUGGCUUGAUGAAAAUCUUUGCCCUCACACAGCUCACAUGCUAGUGAGUGGAGAUUGACAACAAACAGAACAAAUGCAUCGUAUAGUAAACAUUUAAGUGGGCACUGGGACACACAGGAGAGAAGGAGGAGGUGGCUCAUAGGAGAGUUUUGUGGACUUGCCAGUGUGGUCAGGAAGGGCCUCACUGAUCAUGGAAUCUCUGUGGGCGGAUUUGGGGAUCUGUGUACCUCUGUAGGAAUGUAAACCUUGCUUCUCAUUUGAGACUAACCAGCAACAAAUUUAGAAUGUAUGAAAUGAAUGGGAUGGUUUUUAAAUUUACAUUUUUUUAAAUUUAUAGCAAUUAGAUGUAUUGUGAUUUUACAUAAGAUUUUCUUGCAUUAAUAAAAGCAGCCAAAUAGGGCCAAAAGAGAAGGGUAAUCACACAGCCAUAGGUUUACCAUCAAUCAGGUAAUAUUUCUCUAAUCUCUUCAACUGUGCCAUUUUCCUGACCAAUAUUCCAGAGAUGGUCAAAGCUCAAUAAUCUACCAUCAAGAAACUACAAAGAUUCCAGAUAUAGCAGAAUUGAUAACCUCGGUGAUAAGCUUGAAAUCUUCUAACCUAACAUUGAGCUAUAGAUAAUUACUGUAUGGCACUGGCUAUUUUACUUUUGUUCCAAAUCAGUGUCCUUUCUAGGGUUUUGAACAUUCCUUCAAUCUGUAUCAUAUAAACAGAAUCUUAAAGUGGUCUCAUCCAAUCUAUGAAGAUGAUUUAGAAGACUUUAGACUCUAUUAUUGGCCCUAUUAAUUUUAAAAAGAAAUGUUUAUUAGUCAUUAGUCAUCUUCAUUUCGAAUGAAGAUGUUAAUUAUACAGCUUUUAAUUUACCUUUCGGAUCAGUUUUUUAAAUGGUAAAUUAUUGGUGUUAGAAUUAUUUCCAAAUACCUGACUUACAAAAAUGUGCAUUUAUAAAGAGAAUCUGAGUUAAAGAAACAGAAUAUAAAAUAGGUAACUAAUAAAAACCUACUGUAUAGCACAGGGAACUCUGCUCAACACUCUGUAAUGACCUCUAUACAAGGAAAGACUCUAGAAAAAGAAUGGCUACAUGUAUAACUGAUUCACUUUACUGUACAGCAGAAACUAACACAUUGUAAAUCAACUGUACUCCAAUAAAAAUCAACUAGAAAAAAAAAGAGAAAUAUGAAGACUCACAAUUACAGUUGAAACUCCAAAUUGUGGUAAUAAUUAUCAGAGCCAUACAACUGAAAAUAUAACUACUGUUUUAUCUUUUUUCCUUUACUCAUAAAGCUGAUCAUGCAGAAUUUGAUGAAACCCUCUCAGUGGUUCUCAACCACGAUAGCACUGUCACCAAAUGGUGUUUGGUGAUGCCGGGGCAUAUUUUUGGUUGUCUGGGAGUAUAUUUAGUGCCCAAUGCCCCAAAUCUUAUGUGCCAGUCCCACCCAAUAAAACAAUUAAAUACAGAAAGCCCAUGGCAUUGUCCCUUCCUUCACCGAGAAACUUAGCUAAACCUGGCGGUUGUAGAGUUCCACAUCUCAUUUUUUUCCCCAUAAACGUAAUUAUCCAAGUCAAAAGAUGCAUUUUCAGAAUUACAACUACUUAUACAAUCUAAUUUUGUCGAUUCAUGUCAUUUACCUUAAAUCCUUACUUGUGGGAAUCAUUUCUUUCCCCUUAAGAAUGCUGGUAGAAAGUUUAUGAAACAGCUAAAUUUACUAAGAGAGAGGGGCAAGGUGUCAGUCUCCUGUUACACUGUUUUCACAAUAAAUAAAAAAGAAAAAUAUCACUGAGGUAGCUACAGUUCUGCAAAGUAGUCAGGUUAACUUAAAAGGACAUGUUUCUUUAACAGUCUUCUUUUUUUAAAGAGAAAUCACAUUUUAAUAUUUUACAUAAAUAACCAAUGGGAAGAGGUUGAAGAUACACUUGUUUUUGAUGCUCUGGAAAUGUUGAGGGCCAUUUUAUAGCCAGUGAUUUUUAAUAUGCAGUAGAUUUGUUAGACUUUAACACCAGCUGGGGAAUUCAAACUUGAUCCCCAUGAAAAUCAAGGAAUUGGGGGUGGGGGGAAGGUUUGGGAGAGAUCUAAAAUGAUUUCUCAUGGCACUAUGAAGAACACAACUUUGUUUUCCAGAGGUUUCAUUGGAGUGAUAAGAAUUUCAUGAAAGAUCAUUUUAAAACUUAUUUGAGUUAAACCUUGAUCCUUUUUGUGUUUUUUUGUUUUUUUUGUUUUUGGAUAUACUAGACUUUUGACACUGCCUCUUGAGACUAGCAGAAUCUACUAUUCCGUAUACAUAAUAGAGCAUGCUUUUUCUAUAAUCAGGUACCUUUUGCUGCUUUGGGAUAAGACUGUUUUCCUGUUUAGAUUUUAGGCAUUGCCAGAGAGAAGAAUCUGUUCUGUUCUUUUGAUUGUAGCACAGCCUGAUAGCUCUAACUGCAGCCUCUCUGAUGAGGCUUUCAGGACAUCUGGGCAACUAGCUAUGUUUCCUCGGACUCCAGCUUAGUUGGCGCUCCAUUCACUGCCUGUGAGGAGCUUUCUGGCAUGUGAUUAUUUACUUCAGAAUUAGAAUUUCAGGCACCUACAUUGACUGUCUUAUAUGGUGUGCAGAAUAAUAGAUCUUUUAAUGUCAGAUACAAUACACUGCACAUAUUGCUUUUGCACUGUUUUAAAAUUUUUGUACUAAAUGAUAGAAAAUAUUUAUAUUCUUUGAGUGUGAGCUUUGAAUAGAUGGUAUGAUCACUUUAUUGUUUUUUUUUUUUUAAACAAAACGUUUUUCUCAAAUAUUCUAUCGCAAUGUUAUUCUGAGCAAGUCGUACGCCAAAAUCUUGUAUCAUGUUUGUAUGGAAGAUUAAAUUUUACUCUUGUGUGGUAAGACUACUCAGUUACUGAGUUCAUUGUUGGAAUUUGAUAUUCCAACAGAAAGCCCACUAUGUAUUCAGAAAUCCAAGUUGGUGUCAUACAUUUCAUUUUGAUGUGAACUUUUCUUUGCUUUCCUUUGUUUCAAGACUCCAUUUUGCAAUAAACGUUUUGACAGUAAA